AUGGCCCUCAGUGACCCAAGUGGCGACCUUCUAGCCCUCAGCAGCGGAGGCCACCAGCCUCUGACUAUGAAUGGAAAUGCCUCUUCAAGUCCUGGUGCACCAGUCAGCAGCAGUGGUCAGCAGUGGUCAGUGACAUCAUGCUCCGGUAGCAACCUCUUCACAGCUGAGGGAGAUGAUGGUGCUUCUGUGUUGAGUGAGGCAUCAGCACAGCAGCAGAGAGCAAACGGCAGCAUGGUCAAACUGAAUGGUCCGCUGAAGAAUCUCUCCCCAUCGGCAGCUUCCUCUUCAGACUCCCACAGACUCACCAGGCAUCACUUUCCCUCCACCCCAUCCCCGUCUUCGCCUCUCCAGCCUCCACCCCUAUGCUGCCAGCACUGCCACUUCCACUCCAGUCUUAGCUGCCCCUGUGGGCAGCAGGAGUGUCCCCUCUUCCUGAGUCCUGGCCCCGUCUCCCACCUGCAGACAGGCACUGCCUCUUCCUGCCCAUUCUGCUUAUCUGCCUGCACAUACUCUCAUCAGCAUCCCCUACACCCGUCCUCACCUCUACCUGUACAUCACCACCCUCAGCAACACUGGCAAGAAAACCUAAAGAGUCAGACACACGAACCAGGGCUCAGCCCCGCAAGGCCCUUUCAAUUCCCCAAAAGUUAUGCUGCGCUGAUAGCUGAUUGGCCAGUGGUUGUACUUGGCGUGUGCACAGUACUCAUUGUGGUUUGUGCCCUUGUGGGCAUCCUGGUGCCUGACCUGCCUGAUUUCUCUGACCCGCUGCUGGGUUUUGAGCCAAGGGGAACUGCAAUUGGUCAGCGACUGGUCACAUGGAAUAAUAUGGUGAAGAACACAGGCUAUAAAGCCACACUGGCCAACUACCCAUUCAAAUACGCUGAUGAACAGGCCAAAAAUCACCAAGAACCUAACCGAGAAAAGCGGCAUGCAGAGUGGGACUUCAGCAAAGAGUUCUUUUGUGAUGUGCCAGGUGACAGUUACUCUAGGCUUGUGUUCACAUCAGCUGAAGGAAAAAAUAUGUGGAAUAUACACACCAUCAAAUCAAUGUGCAGUCAAGACAAUGUGCGCUCCCACCGAGACUACUGGAGUCUCUGUCAACGCACCAAUGAUGCCUCCUGCUGCCCAAGCUGGACACUUGGUAACUACAUUGCUGUUCUCACUAACCAGUCGUCCUGUCAAAAAAUCACAGAACGGGAUGUUUCUCACACACUGAAAAUCCUGCGCUCAUGUGCUAAGUACUACCAUAAUGGCACGCUGGGACCUGACUGCUGGGACAUGACCCUGCGACGAAAAGAUCAGCUCAAGUGUGGUGGCGUGCCCCGCAAGUGCACCAGGUACAAUGCUGUGUACCAGAUCCUUCAUUAUCUGGUGGACAAAGACUUUCUCAGUCCCAAAAGCCUGGAGCAUCCCCCACCAGUGCUGAAGUACAGCAUGCUCUUCUCUCCCACAGAGAAAGGAGAGUCCAUGAUGAACAUUUAUUUGGACAAUUUUGAGAAAUGGAAUUCCUCAGAUGGCAUCACCACAGUUACAGGGAUUGAGUUUGGCAUCAAGCAUGAUCUUUUUCAGGAUUACCUUCUCACUGACACCGUGUACCCAGCCAUAGCCAUUGUGAUCGUGCUGGUGGUCAUGUGUGUCUACACACGGUCCAUUUUCAUCACUCUAAUGACAAUAAUCGCCAUCAUCAGCUCACUCAUUGUAUCAUACUUUCUUUAUCGAAUGGUUUUCAAUUUUGAGUUCUUUCCUUUCAUGAACCUCACAGCCCUCAUAAUCCUUGUAGGUAUAGGUGCCGAUGAUGCCUUUGUGCUGUGUGAUGUCUGGAUUUAUACCAAGUACGAUAAACCACACGCCAAUCUGGCAGAAACGGUCAGCAUGACCCUGCGGCAUGCAGCCCUCUCUAUGUUCGUCACCAGCUUCACCACUGCCGCAGCUUUUUAUGCCAAUUAUGUCAGCAACAUCACGGCCAUACGCUGCUUCGGAGUCUAUGCCGGCACGGCCAUUUUGGUUAACUAUAUUCUAAUGGUAACGUGGCUGCCUGCUGUGGUGGUGCUACAUGAGCGCUACCUACCCAAUGUGUUCACUUGCCCCAAGCCUCCGCACCAGCAAGGCUUCUGCACUCAGAUGUUCUGGGCCGGUCUUUGCCAGAAGGCCAGUAAAUGCCUUUUCACAGUCUCUGAGGCAUCAAGGAUCUUCUUCGAGAAGGUGCUGCCCUGUAUCGUUAUCAAGCUGCGCUACCUCUGGCUCCUCUGGUUCCUCGCCAUCACAGUUGGUGGGGCUUAUGUAGUUUGUAUAAACCCAAAGAUGAAGCUUCCAUCGCUGGAGCUGGCAGAGUUCCAGGUGUUCCGAUCCUCUCAUCCUUUUGAGCGUUAUGAUGCAGAGUACAAAAAACUGUUCAUGUUUGAGAGAGUGCAUCAUGGUGAGGACCUUCACAUGCCUAUAACAAUCAUCUGGGGGGUUACUCCUGUUGACAAUGGAGACCCCCUGAAUCCCAAAAACAAGGGAAAGUUGAUGUUGGAUACAACCUUCAACAUAGCCAGCCCAGCAUCACAAAUCUGGAUCCUCAACUUCUGCCAGAAGCUGCGGAACCAGAGUUUUGUCUUUCAAUCAGAUGAGCAGGACUUCACAAGCUGCUUCAUUGAGACUUUUAAACAGUGGAUGGAAAACCAGGACUGUGAGGAGGCCUCCAUUUACCCCUGCUGCAGCCAGUCUACUUUCCCAUAUAAACAAGAAGUGUUUGAGCUGUGCAUCAAGAGAGCUAUUAUGGAGCUGGAUCGAAGCACAAGCUAUCAUCUGGACAGCAAGACCCCAGGGCCUCGAUUUGACAUCAAUGACACCAUCAGAGCUAUAGUGUUAGAGUUCCAGAGUACAUUCCUCUUCACACUGGCCUAUGAGAAGAUGUUUCAUUUCUACCGUGAGGUGGAUGCCUGGAUCACGGAGGAGCUGCGCUAUGCCCCUGCAGGGCUCAGCCAUGGCUGGUUUGUCAGUAACCUGGAGUUCUAUGACCUCCAGGACAGCCUCUCCGACGGCACCCUGAUUGCCAUGGCAUUAUCCGUUGCCGUUGCUUUCAGCGUAAUGCUGCUAACCACCUGGAAUAUCAUCAUCAGCCUGUACGCCAUCCUGUCAAUCGCUGGGACCAUAUUUGUGACAGUCGGCUCACUGGUGCUUCUUGGGUGGGAGCUGAACGUCUUGGAGUCCGUUACCAUAUCUGUUGCGGUGGGACUGUCGGUUGACUUUGCCGUACACUAUGGCGUAGCCUACAGACUUGCUCCAGAACCCGACCGCGAGGGGAAGGUAAUUUUUUCCCUCAGCCGGAUGGGGUCUGCCAUUGCAAUGGCGGCAGUAACCACGUUUGUUGCUGGGGCGAUGAUGAUGCCAUCAACCGUUCUCGCCUACACACAGCUGGGCACCUUUAUGAUGCUUAUCAUGUGCAUUAGCUGGGCCUUUGCAACUUUCUUCUUUCAGUGCAUGUGCCGCUGCCUUGGGCCACAAGGUACCUGUGGUCAGAUACCCCUGCCCAAAAAUUUGAAGUGUCAGGCCCUCAGCAAAGCCACAUCCACAAGCCCACCAUAUCAGAGCAAGCAGCUGGACGCCCAGAGCGGGGAAGCCGAGCACUAUGAGCUCGAACCAUUGGCACUUAGUCAAAAAGCUGAUGAUAAACCCUUAGAGGAGCACGAGAUGUGCACUCAGCUCUAUGAUGGCAUUGGUCCUCACCGCCACACUGCACCUUUUUCACACAUCCACUACAGGGGUGAUGAGAAUGGGCAUGUCGGUACAAUUUGUGCACCAUCCAGGUGUCAGUUCUCUCAAAACAGCACCUGUACAUGUGGGGAUCUUACUCCUCACCUGCUUCAGCAGAGGACCCCCUACUCCUGUGUUCAGCCUCCCUGCGACUCUUGUCCUGGUCCUCCCACCCCACAGCUCUUCCCCCUUGCAGGAAACAGCCCAAGCAAACAAAAAACAGCCAUGGUACCUCCAAAUCUAGACUCAGUCUGUCCUCACAUGGAGUGUCGUAUGCAUUAUGACCAUUGCCCCCUCACACAUUCCCAUCACUGCUCCCAAGGAAGAGCAUUGUCUCCCAGGCAUGGACGUGCUCACGCCUGCCAUCUCAGGAAGUUUUAUACCCAGUCAGCAAACGUGCACUCUGGUUCAGUAGGAAGGCAGAGGUGUACAACACCAGCCUCAAAGCAGGACUCAGGUGCAGCUACAACAGAGUCUGAUUUUCUUCCAGAAGAAAACAUCCAUCGACAUGAAACAAGUAUAUCAGGUCCUAAAUACUGCCAAAAUAUGAGCAGUGGGGCCCCAACACAACCCCAUACUUGUUGCCCCCUGUUUGUAGCCUGUCAGGAAAGACAGAGGAUGAAGGACUGUGAUCCCUUCUGUGGGGAAAAUCCUGCUUCUGGCACAAUCACUGAAACAGAGCAGCAUGGAAACAUAUGUCAUAAAGUCCCUGGAAACCAGGAGAAGCCUGAAAGUAUUCCCGUCACACGGGAGGACAGAGUCAAAAAGUGCGAGCAGAACACGAAAAGAGAGCGAGCGUCCUCUGCCUCUUCAAAGAAACUUUACUGCUUUACCAGUACAUUGAAAGUGAAGUGCAAUUCAACCUCAGAGUUUAAUGUGUCAAAUAAUGAAACUGGCAUGCCUUCAAUCCUAGCAAACACUAAUCCUUCCUCGGAAACCGUAUGCUGAGGAUAAACAGUUUUUUAAAUAAAGGAUCUAUCUAGAACAAAUGGUAUAUGGCCAAAACAUAUAAUGUCUGCACACAGUCAUAUAAAAUUGUGUUUUUUUAAAAAUAUCCUUUUUUAUCACACAAAAAAGCACAACUGUGAAUAUUUUUAUUUUUUACUUAAAAGUUCUUCAUAUAUCAGUUGUUUUUUAUUUUAUUUUCUACAGACACACCUGACAACAACUGUUGGCGUAAGAAAUGAGUCUUUUCUAUAAAAAAAAAAAACUUUCUACAAAGAUACCCUUCUGUUUUUUCCUCACCUCAAUGUUGAAUAAUCCCAAAUGGCAGUUUGCAUUGCAGUGUCUAAACUUUUUUGUACCUUACUGACAGCAUGCCACAUAUCACAAACUCACUUGAAAAUAUGAAUAAAGUUUUUAAAAAUUCUCCCUGCUACUUUUUUGAUUCAUGGGAACUGCUGAUCUUUGUUGUCACAUUUCUCUGAUUGAAGCUGCAGUAUGUGAUUGAAAAGUUUACUUAUAUCACUGAAAUAACUUAAUUCCUAUACCUGUACCUUCAUAUAGCUUUUAGCACUAACUAUUAAAUAUGGUCAGAGGAUGGCGCCUAGUUUUAAAUCAGGCUUGCCUCAGUGCUCGCACAAACUUGAUUUACACAAAAAUAACCAUGAUAUUUUAUCAGCAUUUGUAUGACUGAGUUUCUUUAGUUAAAGGCCCGACUAAACAUCCACUAACAGCAUUUUCACUCAUGAUUUAUAAAGAUUAAGAAUCACAACUCGGGUAGUUCUGAUUUUGUGAUGACUCAUUGUUAAAUCAUCCGUCUGAUAUAUGGAUAGGAAAAAUUCAUUACGUUACACCAUUACAUCAAGUGACAGAGGUGCUUUACACCUAUGAAGUAGGCUUACAGUGUUAAUUUAGGGAGGCAACACUCUAGCAAAGGUCACUAAGAAAGCAACAACGCUACUAUCAGUAGUAAUUUCACAUGUCAAACAAAUACAUAUUUUGAAUGAGCAAUGCUCUCUUAAUGUGAGCAGGACAACACUGGCACAGAAUCUGCUGACUGUUUGCCUCUGAAAAUGAACUAUUUAUGGUGAUGGAUGGUUUGCCCCUGGUCUGUAAACUUAUUUGAGAGAAUACGUUGAAAUAUAUAUAUUCAGCAGGUUGGUGGUAACUCCAAACCUAAAGAAUGCUGGAUGUGGUAAGUUUAUUUCACAGUAGCUUUUUAGGGAUACUUGUCAGUUUGGUGUUCAAAGCUCAUGUGUAAUAUCACAGUGUGUAUGGAAAUAUUUGUAUGAAAGUAAUGCUGAUGGAUUAAAUGAAACUUAUUUGACCAAUAAAGACUAAAUCCAUUGGU
This is a messenger RNA of Menidia menidia (Atlantic silverside), 6031 nucleotides long. NCBI's taxonomy places the organism in Eukaryota, Metazoa, Chordata, Actinopteri, Atheriniformes, Atherinopsidae. The record is from the annotation of a GenBank genome assembly.